CCAACACGGUUUCCAAUCAAAAAGGCUGGUACUCGAUCCUUCGAACAAGCUACCGCUGUACAGACGUACCGGUGUCAAGGCACCAAGUCCUCAAAUACAAAGCCAAGAGCCUAGUACCCAGGCACCAUCCCAGGGCACCUCGGCCUCUAGCGGACAGUACUGUAUUUACCAGAAACCCAAGCAAGUGACUUGUAAUGUAGCGCACAUGAAAAGAGUGACUCACCAGUUCAAGUACUAUAGUGGAACACAAUCUCAGCAAAAAGUUUGCACUGGUCACAGGUGUGUAAUUAUUAUUACUGAGUUAGACCAUGAACAAACGUAAAAGACGUGCGCGCAAAUGAUUCAUUAUUUGAAUUCAAGUUCUACAUGCUUACUUUUUUUGAAAAAGAAGUGAAUGGUUAUUUCUUUGUGUUCCCCAUUGUUUCCGGCGCCUAAGACUUGGUUGCACGAUCCAUGACGUGUGACACUGGUUUGACACUUGGUUACAUUUUACGGGCCUUGACUUUUCCCGCCUCCAGCUACUCGGUCCGAAGUCACGUACCGCGUGUGGACGGGAAGCGUUGCGUGACUAGGGCCAAGUGACUGCACAGAAAACAACCUGUACCGUUCAGAUAGUGGGGUGGGGCACAAAGUCAAAGAGCGGGUCGCUGUUCCCUGCUCACAUCUCUUCACGCCGUUCCCGAAAUCUGAACCCCUGGAACAGGCUUCCCCGAAGAAGACAAGUAGAAGACAUUUGGUUAGCACUUGAUUGCCUGUUAUGGCCCGUGACACUGGUUGCAUUAUUUCCCGCCCUUGACAACACAGUUUGCACAGAUUCUCACGCUAAAAUUAGCAAGUUUCCCCGCGCUUGUAAUUUUUUGUCUUCCUGCAGCUUUUGAUGCCUCUAUUGCAUUAUUUGCGUUUGUUUUUGUUGUCAAUAGUAGUGGUUUUGAGUCCAUCUUUGAAACUCCAUGUACGACCAGUUUCCCAGAGCACUACAAAGCUCGGCUACAGCUGAAACCUACCGUUAACGAUCACCUCUCGUAACCGAGCAUCAGUUUUAUAAGUUUCCAUCGUUUUAAACCUCAGUUGAAGCAUGGUCUGAAAUCUUAGAUUUUGCUGUAUGCACUACGAUACUCAUAGUAUACAUAUAGAAAAAACUGCUACUGACAACAAGGAACUGUGUAUUUCGUAAAUUGCAUGUAAUAAAUUCUCUUGCCAAAUUUAAUAUGUUGAUACCACUCCUCUACUCGGAAUAGCCUGCGUAACAUGCGGGAAUAGCGGGGGAGUACUGUUUUUUUUUCUUUUUGGCGGCUGAGCCGCCUGAAGUUUGGGAGCAAGUCACCGAAAAUCCUCCGCCGCCAAGAAAAUCCCCCGCGCAUAAUAAUCCCACCAGCUACACCGGCUGUAUUUGGAAAAGAGCCCCGUGGAUCUAUUCUCGUAACUGUCGUAAGCGACCACCUCUCUUGAGCUACCGCGUCGCAUUUAUAGCGUCACUUAUACGAGGUUCGACUGUAUUUUCAGGGUAACCUAUCGUCCGCAGUAUAAAAUAGAGGUGAGAACAGUGAUUACGUCGGUCAAAGACUGUUGUCCCGGCUUCACAGGAAAAGAUUGCAGUCAAGGUGGGUGAUAUUCUAUCAAAGUCGGUUGCAACUAAGAUUUUCACUUUCAUUUACAUCAAGCCAUCAACUGGAGUGCUUCUGUUUCAACAGCCUGUUUUAAUUGCACCAAGUUUCUUCUGCUGGAAGCCAGGUUAAAAGCCUUGGAACAGGUUAGUAAUGUACGAAGAUGGAAUUUCAAGGGAAAACAUGAGUAAAACUAACAAAAUGAUAAAGUGCCCGGGCGUCGCUGUCGCGCGUCAUUACGUAUGUCGCUCGCGCGUGACUUCUCGGAGAGCUUGCUCGCCGGUAAACAGACGAGCCAGGUGACUGGCAGGUAACCCGCGUUUAGACUGAAGCUCAGCAUGUACCAAGAUGCCGACCAACUGAAGUGGCUCUUCUCUUUUUAAAAAAGACUGUCACUAUGUCUUUGAGCUCAGCUGAAAAUACAAAUGUAGUUUCAUUUUUUGGGAUGUUCCGUUAGAAACUGCCUUUUGCUUUGAUUUUCUUUUGUUUAUUUAUUGGUUGAUUCAGAUUUGUAGAUAACCAGUAACCGAACUCUUUGAUUUGUGGUGUUUGUUUCGCCGUUUCAAAUUUUAGACCAAACCUACCUCUAGCAUGCAUGCAAUGGACGCCUUGUAACUUACAUAACUUACAGACUCUUUUCAUGGUCGAAGGUUAAAGAAGCCCAUUUUCUGUUUAUUUUUAAAAGAAAAGUCAAAAAGCUCCUGCCGAGGCGAUAGUUCAGGACAGCGAAAUCUCAAGAGGUCCACCAGGACCUCGCGGACCCCCCGGCCCCCCCGGGAGACGAGGGGAAACCGGAGAUCCAGGGCCUCCAGGUUUAAACGGAGUCCAAGGUGGGUAGGAUAUCAAUGGAACUUAAAAACGCAUUGGCAUUCCUAGUCUGCACUUAAGCGUAGAAAAGCGAAUAUAAAUUGAUUGUUUUUGUUUUUGUUACUUUCAGGGCAAUCACGUCGUUUAAGAGUCCAGAAAGGCGAGAAAGGACAUCCCGGCAAGCCGGGUACCACGACAGUGGUGACCGGAGACCCGGGACUACCUGGAUCUACAGGACCCAUUGGACCCCCGGGUUUAAAGGGGGAACUUGGAGAAUCGAUACAAGGACCACGAGGACCCCCUGGACUUCCGGGUCCAGCGGGAGAACCUGGCCGCCCAGCUAUCGGAGCCUCGGUGAGUUUUAAAAAGACGAUCUUAGUUUUAAAUUACUGAAAGGCCUAUGCGUAAAUGUACUUGGUCAUCCAGCAAAACGAUCGGGGACGGCUAUUCUCAGAGUUAAUUCCGUAAAGUUAAUUCGUGGAGUUAGAGUUAAUCCUCCAAAAUCCUGAAUUCAAGAUUUUGGAAAGCUAAAAUGCUUCCCUGCCCAGGUAAAAAAUGAGCCUCUCCCAUUUACAAAUCUAGCCCAUUUACUUCCUAACGCCUGCUAUUACAAAUCUUGCUGUGAAUCGACUAAAUGAUUUUUUCUGGCCCAGCGUUGUUAGUAAAAUUUAAAAAAGCUUAGGCUAAUAUGGCGGAAGUAUUGCAUGCCGAAAACUCCGCUUUUUCGCUUUGAAGCCUUUUGAAAAGAUUAUUAUAAUUGUUCUGCAUUGCACUUUUUCUUUCUGAAAUAGCGACAUUUAACAUCAUUUCAAUUUGCUACUCACAGAGAGCCUACAAAAAGUAUCUUUUUGGUAGACAUGACGCGUGGUAACAAAAAGGUCUUUUUGUAUUUUCAGCCUGAAGAUUUAACCGCUCUUAAAGAUCAGAUGAAAAUGCUGACUGCCAUAGUCAUGGAGUUGGAAGAAAAAAGUAAGCAAAACAAUGCAUGAGCUUCUGUUUCUAUUUAAAGAUAGUUAAAGCAGAAUAACUUUGUUUAUUCAGGCAAAUAUCAGUUAGAAUUCAAAGGCAGCAUUUUUUGGAAGGGCCGUCUGGUGGAUACCGCUGAGUAGUAUUUCGAGGAUGCUUGAACAAAAUCAUUCAAAAUGGUGGCAUCCCAUGAAUGCUAGGAGGAGAACUAAUGAAAAUGGCGACCUCCCAGUAGGGUGGUUAGACAAACUGGUACAAACCGGUUUUGGGGGGGGGGGGGAUGCAGGGCAUGUUGUUUCAUGCGGAGGAGCAUGAAGCGUGAGGUGGACGCGUGUUUUUUUUAUUUUGUAAAAAGAAGAUGUUAUCGAACGAGUCUUACGUCUAAAUUGCGCAGCAAAUUGAAUGUUGCUUGGCGUAUUCGAAUGAGUUUUGCCUACUUUCUCCAGGAUGCAACUCCGAUGCGUUAAGGAGUCGGUACACCCUAGGCGACAACUUGUAGCAAAUGAUGUUGUGGCGACACGUCGCAGCGACAAAUCGCUCCGUGUGUACUGGAGAACUUUUGUGAAAAUCUUUGUCUCACAAAUCACUCAGUUUCGGAUUGCUACACCACUAUUAGCAGCUAGAGUAGUCGGCUAGCAGUUUCCUUCUUGCUGAUUGAUUCUGACUUGAUCUUGUUUGCUUAGUUUCCAGGUGUGAGUGCACUGCUGGGAGUCAGCGAGGUGUGGCUAAAAAGAGCGACGCUACAAUGUACCCUUCAACUCUACCGAACAUUGAAUCACAGACCACAAAAGCCACCACUUCAGAGCCAUUGUUCGCUCCACCCGCCAGACGUUGAAAACGAUCCGCACGUACUUUCUUUAAGUAAACGUUAAAAAUUUUAACCACAGCCAUUGCCGUAUGAUAUGCAAAAGUUUUGUUAGUCAUAAGUUUUAAAGCUGAUUUAAACUGAUUUAAACUCUUGACGUGUCGUCAGCUUCGACAUAAAACGCCCUGCACAUGCUGUUGUUAGCUAUAAGUUUUAAGAAGUAAUGUUGUGACAAGGUUCUGGCGAUUGUGGUGCGAGUUCUUUUCACUAAGACGAAAAAAGAAUUUUAGAAAGCAAUCGCAAAACCGCUUCCCGCAGGAAAACUGUAUUGCUAUUAG
Messenger RNA from Porites lobata, 4520 nucleotides. NCBI's taxonomy places the organism in Eukaryota, Metazoa, Cnidaria, Anthozoa, Scleractinia, Poritidae. The record is from the annotation of a GenBank genome assembly.